This is a messenger RNA of Micropterus dolomieu (smallmouth bass), 2700 nucleotides long. It is a transcript of the gene ankrd33ba, whose product is annotated as ankyrin repeat domain 33ba. Bases 431 to 2032 code for a protein of 533 amino acids. The record is from RefSeq and is a predicted model, not a curated record. Gene Ontology annotation, molecular function: protein binding. NCBI's taxonomy places the organism in Eukaryota, Metazoa, Chordata, Actinopteri, Centrarchiformes, Centrarchidae. The transcript has 6 exons.
CUGUCUCUCUCCGCCCUACAUGGGACACUCGUUUUAUCUGCUGUAGCUCCACUUUUAGCUUAACCUGACUCGUAUUUCCAUCAGUGUACCCUGGAACCGGAUAACUGUAACUACAAUUCAACGUGGUUUCGUUUUGGUGGCGCGCGAAAAGAACACCUCACUUCGUGGAAGUUCACGGCUCAGAUGGGCACUUCAAUAGUUCUCCGAAGGUGACUGACGGGUAACUGCACGCGCAACAUGCUUAACUAGUAGCACAGAUCAAUAAAUUUGUGUCAUUUAGGCUGGCGUAGGCGAUGUGAGUGACUUUUUUAAAGUAGGCUACAGUCGUUUGAUUCCGCUGUGGUCUGGAGAGACAACCAGUCCCAUGCCCGCGCCCCGCGUGUCAGGCUGCACUCUACCCCGAGGACAGUGCCCUAGGCUCGGGGGUUAGAUGGUGCUUAUCACGGACGACAGGGAUGGAGGAGGCGCUUCAUCUGUCCGGGUCAAACAGCUCCAGCAGCAGCAAAAAGUCGGGGGAAACAUCACCCUAGUCCACCCGACCAUAGUCGAGGAGCCGCUGUCCAACUCUGACGAGGACUAUCUGGGCUCGUGCGAGGAAGACGAUGAAGAGGACGACGGAGGGGAGGAAGACCACGAUGAAUUCGAAGAAGUUGACUUUGAGGACUUGGAAGACUGUCGGAGCAUCGUGUCGGACGACUCCUUCUACCCGCCGGAUGAUGUGUUCGCGGACUCUGAGCGCACCCCGUCUCCGGAGAGCCCGGAGCCGCUGUCUUUUUUCCGGGCGUGCUGCACCAACAACGCGGCUAUCGUCCGGAUUAUGAUACGGCAUGGGGUGAAGGAGGAAGAGGUCAACGAGAAGGACAGGAACAACAGGAUAGGGCUGUUGGUUGCGUGUUACCAAGGUUAUGUGGACGUCGUCAUAGCGCUGUCUCAGUGUCCGUAUCUGGAUGUCAACUGGCAGGACAGUGAGGGAAACACAGCUCUCAUCACUGCAGCUCAAGCAGGCCACAUAACAAUCACCAACUAUCUUCUUAACUACUACUCUGGGUUGGACAUUGAGAGGAGGAACUGCCAUGGCUUCACCGCUCUGAUGAAAGCUGCCAUGCAGGGCAGGGUGGAAUGUGUGCGCUCGCUCAUGAUGGCAGGAGCUGCUCUGAAUGCCAGGGACUUUGGCCGCAACUUGACUGCCAGGGAGUGGGCCUUUUUUACGGGCCGUUAUGAAACUGCCUGGGUGAUGACUCGCUUGAUGGAGCGGCCCUGCGCCAGCCAGUACAGUGACACGUACAGUCUAGAGUGGCCCCCACUGGCAUCAUUGGUGGCCAAAGCCCAGGAGCCCCGUGGCUGUCUGAAGCGCCUGUCGGACACCGUGCGGAACAUCUUCAACAUCGCGAAUGUCACUAACCCUGAGGAGGAAGGUGUCAUUGAUCACAUGGUUUCUAUUACAACUGCGAUGAGGAGCCCUUUUAUUGCUGUGGCAUGCCAUACAGUGUGUCCCGACAGUCCCCCAAGUGUGGGCAAACGCCGCUUUGCAGUUCCUGAGAUCAUCCGCCAGCAGCGCGCCAAGGAGCUCCGCUCCGUCAACCCUGACAGGGUGCACAGCCAUCUCAAACUCUUUCAGAACUCCCGGGUCACACUGGUGGCCAAGAACUCAGUAGACCGCAGGGCCAGCCUUCAGGCCCAGAGCCUGGGGCCUCGAAACAGGAGCUCCAGCCUGGGCAUCGUGUCUUAUAACGAAUCCCUGGAGUUGCGGAGAACCAGCCUGUUGCCCAUGCACAUGGUGCUGAGGAGGAGCAGCGUCAGGCCAGGGUACAGCAUCCCCAAAGUGAGGGUGUCCAAGGCCCCCACACCCACUUAUGAACCAGAAAAGAUCCGGAGGAAGAGCAGUGCCAAAGACGGAGGGGGGCACCUACUGCAGAUACCAAAGUGGCGGUACAAGGAGCUAAAAGAAGAAAGGAAGAAAGCCGAGGAGGCCGAGAGGAGGAGGCUGGAGGCUGUAACCAAGAGACACCUUUCUGCUGGAAAAAGGAAAUAAUGUUAUUGCCUCAGAGGAUAGAAUGGACACUACCCCAAAAAGACGCAAAAUCUGGACAGACCAUAAAGUUGGACAGAUUUGGCUUGAAUGUCUUUCUAUAUUAUUUGUGCUCAGGGUGAGCCUAUAAUUACCAGAUGCAUUGCUCAAAGAGGUCAGAAGGGGAUGCCGGCUGGCCUCUUAAAAAUGGUAGCCGGAGCUUUAACAGCAUGUGUAUGAUGCUUAGUGUCCUUUAUGAUGUCAAACAGUGAAUACCCAGGAGGUUUGAUACUUGAAAUGUUUUUUAGCUAACUUAUUUUUCAUAUUUAUUGCUUUUUAAUGGACGGCCAAGUCUAUAUUUUGUUAUGCGUUGGGUGCUCUAUACUGCAGUGUUUGUGUAGUAUGUUGCACCGUAUUGGAGCAGAAAACACACAUUCUUUCAGAACUGUAACCACAGCAGAAAUGUGUUCAUCCUUCUACCAAAAAAAUUGGAAGCAUUUUAUUAAAGAUGUUAUGGAAUAAUGUCUUUACCAGAUUCAGUCGAGAAUACUAAUGGGCAUGUCAUAUUGACUGAGAAGGCUAAACACAAGCUUAUAUAGAAUCUAAUAGCAUUUGACAGCAGUUUUUAGAUGCUUUUUGUUUUGCUUUAUAAUGAGAAAACCCUUGAAUGUAUUUUGCAUAUAUAUUUUAUG